CACACACGUCUCACUCAGAACUCUACUGCUGCUUCUAUUAUUGGCACAAGCUUCUGGCAGUGAAUCCACAGGAGCUGCAGCAGGAAGGACUGAAAACAGAGCCCCAAGAUGUGGUGCCUCCUCGUGCUGCUGUGCUCCCAAGGAAUUGCCUUUCCAGCAGGAUUCACAGCAGCCUCCACUCCAGCUGUUGACACAAGCCGCUGCAAGAAGAGUCGCAACCCCGAGUGCUUCAUGAAUGUUAGUGAAAUUAUCAGGUAUCAUGGAUUCCCCAGCGAGGAAUAUGAAGUUACAACAGAGGAUGGAUACAUCCUUGGUGUUUUCAGAAUUCCUGCUGGAAGGAACAGCCAAAAUACAGGGAAGAAGCCUGCAGUCUUGCUACAUCAUGGUAUUUUGUCAGAUUCUAUUCACUGGAUUUCCAACCUGCCCAACAACAGCUUGGGCUUCAUCCUUGCAGAUGCUGGCUAUGAUGUCUGGUUGGGAAACAGCCGAGGAGACACCUGGUCUUUAAAACACAAGACCCUUAAGCCCUGUCAGAAAGUUUUCUGGCAGUUCAGCUUCGAUGAGAUUGGUAAAUACGAUAUUCCAGCAGAGCUGAACUUCAUCAUGAAUAAAACUGGACAGAAGCAUAUUUACUAUAUUGGUCACUCUGAAGGGUCAACUGCAGGCUUCAUAGCAUUUUCUACUUAUCCUGAUUUGUCUCAGAAGAUUAAAGCAUUUUUAGCUUUGGCACCAGUGGCCUCUAUCACACAUGCUACCAGUCCUCUGCUAGGGUUUAUACAGCUUCCCCAGUCGCUGAUCAGGUUACUACUUGGCUGCAAAGGAGUUCUUAACUAUAACGAGCUGCUGAAAGGACCCACAACACAGUUCUGUGCAUGUCUGGGAAAAGUUUGUGGCAGUAUCUUCUGCUACCUAGCUGGAGGCAGGAUACAAAAUAUGAACACGAGUCGAAUAGAUUCAUACUCAGGACAUUACCCAGCUGGAACAUCAGUACAGAAUAUUAUUCAUUGGCAUCAGAUCCUACGUGCAGACCAACUUCAAGCUUAUGACUACGGCUGUAAGGAAAACAUGAAGAAAUACAACCAGACUGCUCCUCCUGUGUACAAGAUAGAGGAGAUAAAGAUACCAACUGCUGUUUGGAGUGGGGGACAGGACAAAUUUGCAGAUCCAAAAGACAUGGCAAGGCUACUUCCUCGGAUUACUAAUCUCGUCUACCACGAGAAUGUUCCUGCAUGGGGACAUCUUGAUUUCCUCUGGGGCCUUGAUGCAACUGAGAAAAUGUAUCUGAAAAUCAUUGAACUACUAAAAAAAUAUGCUUAAAGUACCAAGAAGGAUUUAAUUCAUGGAGUAGAAAACCUAGAGAUUUCUAUUUAGCUGUUGAUUAUUGGGAUAGGGAUAGGUAUAGGGAUUUACCAACUACUGACAACUGGUUUGCAAUUUUUUUACAUUGCUUCCAAUGGUGUUACACUAUUUUGGUGACUGCAGCCUUUCUGAAGAAGCUGAAGUAUGAGCUCAGACAAAUGACCACUGAAAAUACAAAUAUUUCAGGUAGAACACUUCAGGGAUCCCUUACUGUGGAAGAUUUCAGUUUUUAUGAGACUGAUUUUGCUAAGAUUUCAUUUUCUGUUUCCCUGCUGAUCUGUACUAUAUAUUUCACUUGAGACAAAGGUGAUUUCCCCCAAAAACCCAAAAUGGGAGAUAAUUUCUCUGUUUACUGAACUUUGCUGAAGUUGUAUCAUCUGUUGUCCUGAUAGUGUUUCCUCCUUUUUCCUCUCCUCACAUUACCAAUAGCAGCAAGAUAGACCCAAAAGAUUUUCACUUGUAAAAUUACCCUGGCAUCUAAGCAGACAGGAGCUGGUUGUACUGGUCCAAAUGCCAAGAAACCCAACACCAAAACAUACAUGUCAGAGAAAAAGCACUUGACUUUUGGACAGAUGCAGAUACUCUCUAACCCUCACACUGUUACUCCUCUUACUGCAAAGAACUGCCUUCAUGCUCAUAACCUGGCAGCUGAGGAUUGAGAAGAUGCAGGCAUAGCAGCAAACUGCACAGAAAAGACACCUGCAUCCAUCUCAAUAGAUAUUCCUGCCACUAUCAGUAAAGAAGCUGAAGCUCUUCUAGGUCCUCAGUUCAUCAUGUCAG
Molecule: messenger RNA, 2139 nt
Organism: Ficedula albicollis (Collared flycatcher)
Lineage: Eukaryota; Metazoa; Chordata; Aves; Passeriformes; Muscicapidae
Product: lysosomal acid lipase/cholesteryl ester hydrolase-like
Exons: 10
Coding region: 109-1317 (402 amino acids)
Biological process (GO): lipid metabolic process
Molecular function (GO): hydrolase activity, acting on ester bonds
Source: RefSeq, a predicted model, not a curated record